Molecule: messenger RNA, 5986 nt
Organism: Neopsephotus bourkii (Bourke's parrot)
Lineage: Eukaryota; Metazoa; Chordata; Aves; Psittaciformes; Psittacidae
Gene: SREBF2
Product: sterol regulatory element binding transcription factor 2
Exons: 19
Coding region: 109-3456 (1115 amino acids)
Biological process (GO): positive regulation of cholesterol storage; positive regulation of transcription by RNA polymerase II
Cellular component (GO): nucleus
Molecular function (GO): DNA-binding transcription factor activity, RNA polymerase II-specific; RNA polymerase II cis-regulatory region sequence-specific DNA binding; protein dimerization activity
Source: RefSeq, a predicted model, not a curated record
GCGGCCCAAGAUGGCGCGGGGUUGGUGGCGCUCACCGGCAGCCUCCGCUUGAGCGCCUGCGGCGGGGUUCAUGCGCCGGAGCGCCUGGCCGCGGCGGGGCCCAGCGCGAUGGAGGGCGGCGAGCUGGGCGUGGAGAGCAUGGACAGCCUGACCGAGCUGGGCGACGAGCUCACCCUGGGCGACAUCGACGAGAUGCUGCAGUUUGUCAGUAACCAGGCAGGGGACUUCCCGGAUCUGUUCUCGGAUCACUUGUGUGGCACCUUCCAGGGCGGCAGCAGCAGCAAUGGCGGGACCCUGGAGCCGCAGCUGCAGCGGCCCUACAGCCAAGUGCAGCUCCAGCCCUUCCCGCCGUCCCCUGCAUCCCCCCAGCUCCAGAGCCUGCCUGCCAAAGCGGCACAGGGAACACCUCCGGCCCCUCCGCGCUCAGCCCCGCUCCUGCAGCCCCGGCCCCCGCUCCAGCCCCAGCUCCAGCAGCAGGCUGUGAUGAUUGCACCGACCUUCAGCUCUGCUCCCCAGACCAGGAUUAUCCAGCAGCCCGUGAUCUACCAGAACGCAGCCACCAGUUUCCAAGGUAUUCUCCAGCCUCAAGUCCAGAGCCUGGUGACAUCCUCCCAGGUCCAGCCAGUUACCAUCCAGCAGCAAGUGCAGACUGUGCAGGCCCAGCGGGUGCUAACACAAGCUGCCAACGGCACCAUCCAGACGUUAACGCCAGCCACAGUCCAGACGGUCGCUGCACCACAGGUCCAGCAAGUUCCAGUUUUGGUCCAACCUCAGAUCAUAAAAACGGACUCUCUUGUCUUGACAACCUUGAAAGCGGAUGGUAAUCCUGUUAUGGCUGCAGUACAGAACCCAGCACUGACAGCACUCACUGCUCCCAUUCAGACCACAGCUCUGCAGACCCUCGUUGGGAGCAAUGGGACCAUUUUGACCACAAUGCCGGUGAUGGUGGGACAAGAAAAGGUGCCUAUCAAGCAAGUCCCUGGGGGUGUCAAGCAACCAGAGCCACCUAAAGAAGGAGAGAGGAGAACAACUCACAACAUCAUUGAAAAGCGUUACCGGUCAUCCAUAAAUGACAAGAUCAUUGAGCUGAAGGACCUUGUCAUGGGCACAGAUGCCAAGAUGCACAAGUCUGGAGUCCUGAGAAAAGCCAUUGAUUACAUUAAAUACCUACAGCAGGCCAACCAUAAGCUGAGACAGGAGAACAUGGUUCUGAAGCUGGCUAACCAAAAAAACAAGCUGUUGAAGGGCAUUGACCUAAGCAGCCUGGUUGACAACGAUGUGGAUCUGAAGAUAGAUGAGUUCAAUCAGAAUGUGCUGCUGAUGUCUCCUCCAGCCUCAGACUCGGGAUCACAGGCUGGAUUCUCUCCCUAUUCCAUUGAUUCAGAGCCAGGAAGUCCACUCCUUGAUGAUGCAAAGGUUAAAGAUGAGCCUGACUCUCCUCCUGUGGCCCUUGGUAUGGUGGAUCGCUCUCGAAUACUCCUCUGUGCUCUCACAUUCCUUUGCCUUUCCUUCAAUCCCCUGACAUCCCUGCUGGACGCCCGAGGAACCCCAGAGCCCGACAGCCUGGUGCGGCAUGGCUCCGGCAGGAACGUGCUGACCGUUGAGUCAGAUGCAGGUGGCUGGUUCGGAUGGAUGAUGCCCACGCUGAUCCUGUGGCUUGUGAACGGGGUGAUUGUACUGAGCGUGUUCAUAAAGCUCCUCGUGCAUGGAGAGCCAGUGACCCGGCUGCACUCCCGGUCAUCGGUCACCUUCUGGAGGCAUCGCAAGCAGGCAGACCUGGAUUUGGCACGGGGGGAUUUUGCCGCAGCUGCGUCAAACCUGCAGACUUGCCUGUCGGUACUCGGCCGAGCACUGCCAGCCUCCCGCCUGGACUUGGCCUGCAGCCUGUCCUGGAACGUCAUCCGCUAUAGCCUGCAGAAGCUGGCACUGGUGCGGUGGCUGCUGAAGAGGACUUCUCAUCAGUGGCGGGCAAGGGAGGCCACUGCAGGCUUCGAGGACGAGGCCAAGACCAGUGCUCGCGAUGCAGCUCUAGCGUAUCACAAGCUCCAUCAGCUUCACAUAACAGGUAAACUUCCCUCCAGCUCAGCUUACUCGGGCUUGCACAUGGCCCUGUGUGCUGUGAAUCUGGCUGAGUGCGCAGAAGAGAAGAUCCCACCCAGCACAAUGGCAGAAAUCCACUUGACAGCCGCCGUUGGCUUGAAGACCCGCUGUGGGGGCAAGCUGGGCUUCCUAGCGAGCUACUUUCUAAGCCAGGCUCAGAGCCUGUGCAGCUCGGAGCGAAGUGCCAUUCCUGACUCGUUGCGUUGGUUGUGCCACCCCUUGGGACAGAAGUUUUUUGUGGACCGGAGCUGGACGGUCAAGUCAGCUGCAAAGGAGAGCCUGUACUGCACCCAGAGGAACCCUGCGGAUCCUAUUGCACAAGUUCAUCAGGCAUUUUGUGAGAACCUGCUGGAGCGAGCAGUGGAUUCUCUUGUGAAGCCUCAGACUAGGAAAGAGAUAGUGGAACAAGAGGAGGAGGAGCCAUGUGAGUUCUCCAGUGCCAUGGAGUACUUGAAACUGCUCAACUCUUUCUUGGACUCAAUGGGAAGUGGAGCUCCACCCUUUGCCAGCACUUCUGUGCUCAAGUCUGCCCUGGGCCCUGACAUGGUGUGCAGAUGGUGGUCAGCAGCGGUGGCGAUGGCAAUUGGUUGGCUCAGAGGGGACGAUGCAGCCGUGAGGUCGCACUUUGCCGAAGUGGAGCGUAUGCCGAAGUCCCUGGAGAUGUCCGAGAAUGCCCUGGUGAAAGCCACCUUCUACGUGUGUAAAGCCAUGCAGGCCUCGCUGUCUGGGAAAGCAGAUGGACAGCAGAGCUCCCUGGGUCACUGCGAGAGGGCCAGCAGUCACUUAUGGAACAGCCUCAACAUGAGCAGCAGCAUCUCCAGCACAGUCCUCAACAAUAUGAUCCAGCUGCUGGCCUGUGACUUGCUGCUCUCUCUCCGCACCAGCCUGUGGCAGAAGCAGGCGAAUGCCAGCCAGGCCCUGGGUGAGACCUACCACGCCUCGGCCCCCGAGCUGACGGGCUUCCAGCGCGACCUCGGCAGCCUGCGCAAGCUGGCCCACGGCUUCCGACCUGCCUAUCGCAAGGUCUUCCUCCAUGAGGCCACCGUGCGCCUGAUGGCUGGUGCCAGCCCGACCCGCACCCACCAGCUGCUGGAGCACAGCUUGAGGCGCCGCACGCCCCAGAGCAGCAAGCAAGGUGAACUGGACACCCUGCCAGGCCAAAGGGAGCGAGCCACAGCCAUCCUGCUGGCCUGCCGCCACCUUCCUCUCUCCUUCCUCUCCUCGCCGGGCCAGCGAGCGGUCCUGCUGGCUGAGGCUGCCCGCACCCUGGAGAAGGUGGGGGACAAGCGCUCCUGCAAUGACUGCCAGCAGAUGAUCGUCAAGCUGAGCGGGGGCACGGCCAUUGCUGCCUCCUAGUGCUGGCGUGGGGCUGCCUUGUGCAGAGCCUGGUUGACCAUCAGCCUGGACUUCCCUUCUGGAGCUUGUAAAAAACUAAAGUGUGAGGUUAGGGCUGUGCUGGUGGGGUCGUGAUGGGGUGGGAGAGGGAGGGUUUUGGUUUUGUUCUGCCUUUUUAAUUGCCCCAGGUUUAGCUUUAUUAGCCCCCUUGCUUGUUCUCAGGCACUGCUGCAGGAAUCUUGUUCAGUUGAGGUUUUUUGCGACCGUGCCUGGGGCUGUUGGGAGGUGCUGGCCCAGCCUGGAGCCCCCAUCCCUGCUGGGGGGAGAAGCCUGCACACCCAAAGCAUAGAGAAGUGGCACAUCCCGUGUCUGUUCUCAGGGGCAUCUCGUUCCCUUCCCAAACACCUCUGUGGAAACCUUUGGGGAAGGCAGAGAAUCCGCUCAGGCCUUGCCCCCUGGGGUUGCUGUGGUCUGGGGCUGUUCCCAAGAGAAGGGGGAAAGGCACCAGCUUUCCUUGAGCUGUAUGUGGGGAAACUGAAGCCCCCUAGACCCAGUUUACAGAGGUGCUCCGGGAGCCUUGCUUGGGGCCAGUACUGCCCAGCAAAUUUAUCUACGGUUUUUAUACAGUUUUUUUUAUAGGAGUGUUUGUGGCUUUACAGAAACAUAGGGACCGAUGCAGCAGAUUUCCCUUCCUCUCCACUUCAUGCAUCUCCUUCCUCUGACAGCUGCCCCUGGGUUUUGACAGGGGACUGGGUUUGUGGCAGCUCUACAAGCAGAGCCCUCUAGAAGGCUGGGGCACCCCAGGUCAUCUGGUGCUGGGUGGCAGCAGAGGUGGAUGUGCAGCGGCCUGCAGUCGGUGUGAAGGGCGGAUGCUGUUCUGGUGCCUUUUUAUUGAUGCAGAAGCAGUCUUUAGGAACAGAGUUUUAAUUUUACUGAGGUCCCAGCCCCAGAACUUGUGUUCAGGUGUUUCUCCUUCCGUUCUCCAACUGCUCAGCAGCUCUGGAGCUCCAGCAGGGACUGGGAGGCAGUGGUUCCAGGGAUGAGUCUCCCAGCUCUGUUACCAUCACUGUUCAGAGCACUUUGACUUGCAGGUGAUGGAUCACCUGUGACUUUCCAAGAUGGGGGAGGCAGACUGGGGACAGGGAGGGAACGGUUUGCCACCUUCUCUGCCUUCCCUGUUGCAUCUCUCCAAAGAAGUGCACACACUCUUGUGUGUGCAAAUGUGGAAACUAGUCUUUGGCGGGUGGGCAUCCCUGUUUCUCCCUGCAGUAGCUGGUCUGUGGUCUGUGUCAGCAUCUAGAAGCACUUGGAUAUGGGCAGCAGCCGAGUCCAAUGCUGUCCCAGUCAGGCCUGUGCAGCCUGACCCCUGUAGAAUCAGACUGGGGCAAGAAGCUUCUGUGUGCAUCCAGAUUUUGCAGACGGGUGUGAGAGCUUGAGCUCCUUCCAAAUUGAGGGGAAAGAGACGGGCACUUGUCUCACUUGCACAGGGUCUUUUGGCAUCUGGGCUGGGGAGUUUGUGUGCUGCAGCAUUGAACACAAGUGACGGUGGUCCUGCAGCUGCUUGGCUUCAACAAGGUGGAAACUGCAUCCAGGAGAAACUUGUCUCCCAGCAAAGCCCUUUCCCAGUGACCCUGAGCUAUAGCUGCAAACAAAAGAUGCUUUUGUUUUGGGGACCAUAAGAUGCUUCCCUCCAUCCCCCACUUCAUUUUGGGAAUAAUAUCUGGUGGAAACCCUGCUGCAAUGGCCAGGAGCCUGUGCUCCUCACCCUGCUGACAGGCUAGGGCAUCCCUUGCUUCCCAGUGUCUGCAGCUGGAUGGGAGCUUAUCCUUUUGAAGGGGAAGAGGUUGCUCUUGGGUGUCUUUGAUCAAUUUGGGUGGGUACUGAUUGGCCAUUCCUGAGUUUCCUAGCUUAUUGGUGAUCUCUUUUGGGGAGUGGAUCUCAUCCUCCUAAGUGUCUCUCACAGUGUCUUCCUGGUGGUUGUUUUUUCCUAAACUAGAGAAACUCCUUACCUGGGGCAACCUCCAAGUUAUUUCCCUGGGUCUGGGUGCAACACGGGGGAAGUUUUGUGCUUUAGUAAAGUGGGGGGAAGUAAAGCUUCAGGAAAGCCAUGGUGCUGAGGCUUCACUUGUCACUAAGAGUGGACUGAGAUCUGGGCUGCAGGGAGUACCGGUGGGGCUGGGAGGCUGUGGGGCAUGAUUCACAGAGGGAACCAGCACUGCUAGUUCUUCUCUACCCUCCAGGGCCAGGGGUCUUUGCCCUGUUUUUAUUAUGCUGUUCAUCAGUUUGCUGCCUGUCUGAUCCUACACCUUUUUUUUUAUAUGUGUGUGUGUGUAUAUACUGUAACUUCUUCGUUUGUGGGUGGGAGAAAAUUGUUUUAUGGAUUGUGUGAAGAAAAUCUAUUUAUCCACAUGGAGGUUGGAGUAGGGAUGAUUUGUGAUACGAGAUGCAACUGGUGGCGGGGAGGUUCCCCAAGGAAUAGAUCUGCUGUCUGAAAACCCUGUGCCAGGGCCCCUGAGCAUCUGGUACCUAAUAAAGGUGAACGUUACCACCA